AUGGAAAUGUUUCGUGCAGCUAUUACUCUUGCCAAUCGCUACAAUAUCUAUGUAAAUGGUCAUCCUAUCAGUUACACUAUUCUUCAGACAAAUGCAAAUAGUAUUGGUUUUGCCGAACUUGAACUUGUCUGUCGAUCCAUUACGAAUGCAGCAGAACCCGAUGUUAUAGGUGUUGUCGGACCAACAAGUUCAACUAGUGUACGCUAUAUUGGUCCAUUUGCGGCACGUAUGCAUUUACCACUUAUUUCUUACACUGCAACUAAUGCUGAUCUUGAUGAUAUAUUUAACUAUCCAACAUUCUAUCGUACUAUUCCUUCGGAUAUUCUUACAGCUGAAGCUAUUGUGAAAUUGUUUAAAUAUUUUUCAUGGAAAACUUGUUCAAUAAUUAUUGGAAAUGAUGAUUAUGGUUAUGGUGGAUUGAAAUUAUUAUCAGAAGUUUAUUAUGCAAAUUUAACAAUUGGAGAACGAUUAGUAUUUGAUCCACGAUUUGAUAAAUUUCAAGCUGAUUUAACGCAAUUAUUAGGAAAAAGCCCAUCUCGUAUUGUACUAGUCUGGGCUAAUCAUAGUUCAUCUACAAGAAUUAUUCAACAUGCACUUAAUGCAAACCUUCUCAGUGGAAGCUACGUAUGGAUAACGACAAAUAAGAUUGAUUUCAAUACAUUCGAACAAAAGCAAUGGCUUAAUUUAAAUGGUAUUCUUACCGUAGCGCCUUUUGUAGGUAAUAGUAAUGCCUUUGGUAUUAAUGAAACAUUACAAAAAGAGGCUUUUGAUGUUUGGCAUAAUUUAUCACAUGAUAAAGACAAAAUUCGAGAACUUGCAUCUACUAUCAGUCUAGAAGCUAUGUAUACAUUUGAUGCUGUUUGGGCUUUAGUUCAAUCAUUAAAUAAAUCAGUAUUUAACAAUAAAUCACUGUCGAUGAAUAAAUCAUUGACUUGUUUUGAUUGUUUAUUACAAAAUUAUGACAAAUAUCUUGAUCAUCUGAAAAAUACUAGUUUUUUCGGCGUGUCAGGACAUGUUCAAUUUUCUAAAAAUAAUUCAGAUAAUUGUAUUUAUGGUGUCAUGUAUGGACUCUACAAUGUACAAUUAACGAGGUUGAAAAACAGUAGAGGAAAACAAGAACCAACCUAUAUAAAAGUAUUGACAUGGUAUGAAACAACUCAUGAUUGGACGAAUUCAACUGAUGAACGUCAUAAUUAUAUCAUCUGGCCCAGCAAUGAACACACAAAAGUACCUACUGAUUAUCCACAACUUCGAGGUCAACAUUUGCGAAUUCUUGUCAUUGAUGCACCUCCAUUCGUUAUAGUACGUAAUUUUUCAACUCAUGACACAGAACGAGUCGAUUUUCGUGGCGAUCCUCUAAAAACUGAAGAUCCAAAAGUUCUUAUUUACGGAUUUGUUGCUGAUUUCAUUCGUGAACUUGUAAGAUAUAUGCAUUUUAAUUAUACAAUUAGUGUAGCUGAUCCAUCAACAGCCUAUCAUUCUCUUGUUGCAUUAUUAGAAGAAGAUAAUCGUCAAUAUGAUAUUGUUUUAUCUAAUAUUGCAAUUACUUCAGAUCGUAUGCUUAAAGUUGACUUUUCAACACCUUUUCAUGAAAAUACUUUUCGAAUUAUUACUCGAUUAAAUCCACAUUCAUCAUCACUUAGUCUUUUCUUAUGUUUUAAUCCAUUUACUUGGGAUGUAUGGGCAACAAUAUUUGCAGUUAUGAUUUAUUCAAGUAUGAUUAUUUAUGUAUUUGAAUAUCAAAAUAGAAAUAUUGAAAAUAAUCAAUUUGAAUUAAAAGCUGUUUGGACUAGUAUAUUUCAUGGCAUAAUUAAUAUUUUAAUUAUGAGUGGUGAUAUACGUUUAACAACAACAUCAAGUCGAUUAACAAUUUUAGGUUUAUAUGUAUUAGGUAUUAUUCUUGUUGCAACAUAUACAGCUAAUCUUUCAUCUUUUCUUACAUUAAAUCGUGCUCAACCAUUUAUUUCUGGUAUUGAUGAUAUUAAAAAUGGUCUUUUACCUUUUUCACGUAUUGGUAUUGUCACCAAUUCAGCUGUAUCUGAUUAUUAUAUACGAAAUAUAUCUACUAAUUAUUAUACUUUUUCUGCAGUUGAAGAGACAUACUUGAGAUUACUUGAUCAUACAAUUGAUGCAUCUAUAUGGGAUUCAUCUAUACUUGAAUAUGCUGUUAAUAAUUAUUAUUGUAAUGAAUUAGUUGUAACUGGUGUUGGUUUUAUUAAAACAUCAUUUGCCAUUGUUGUACCUAAAAAUUGGCUAUACAAGACAGAUUUAGAUGUUAAUAUAUUAGAAUUACGUGAAUCACAAAAAUUAGAAUCAUUAGAAAAUGUAUGGUUGAAGUAUCGAGCAUGUUCAUCAUCAUCAUCAUCAUCAUCAUCACCAAACAGUUUGAGUCAAGUUGAUGGUAAAAAAAGUGAAACAUUUUCACUUGAUGUCUUAGGUGGACUCUUUCUUACGUUUUUUAUAAUAACUGCAAUCGCUUUUGGUUUUCAUAUAUGGAAUUGUCGAUUAAAUAUCAUCAACACAUUUCAUCAGACAAUAGAACGAAUAAAACUACAGAUAGUACAAAUGAUAAUAAGAUAUUAA
Rotaria sordida is the source of this 2583-nucleotide messenger RNA. NCBI's taxonomy places the organism in Eukaryota, Metazoa, Rotifera, Eurotatoria, Philodinida, Philodinidae. The record is from the annotation of a GenBank genome assembly.